This is a messenger RNA of Electrophorus electricus (electric eel), 5563 nucleotides long. It is a transcript of the gene sash1b, whose product is annotated as SAM and SH3 domain containing 1b. NCBI's taxonomy places the organism in Eukaryota, Metazoa, Chordata, Actinopteri, Gymnotiformes, Gymnotidae. The record is from RefSeq and is a predicted model, not a curated record. Gene Ontology annotation, molecular function: protein binding.
UGAGUGGCGCUGAGUAUGGUUUGGACCGAUUGAGGAAUGUACUGAAAACGGCUGACUGACAAGUUUGUAGGUUAACUGACAUUUUGGAACUACAGAACACUAGAACUGAGGAUUUCGAAGAUUUUGAUGCACGAGAAGUUCUGUGGCGUGAAAGCCAAUAUGCACGUUUUUGUGUUAAAUUCAUACUUCUGGCACCAGUAAUACCAAGGAGUAUUUGACGAGGUCGGUGGUUAUCUUGUACAAUUAGGUCUUUUGCAACUUUGCACACAGUGCCAGCUCUGUACGAAAUAUUCCUAGUACUUGUCGAGUCUAAAGUUUAAUGUACUGUUUUGCAUUUACAUUCUAGAUUUAAGAUGUAAAUGAAGGAUAGUUUUAUAAUUUAUAAACUUUCUAUGGUAUGAUUCGGAGGUGCAGUAAACACACACUUCCAGUUGUGUUUUGUAACAACACAUUUUCUUCCAAAGAUGAACAUGUAGGGAUUACGUUUCCUUGGUCAACCUGUCUAUAACACGAAGGACGAAGAUGAAGAGCGUGCAUCCGAACCAUCAGAACAUAUAAACGGACUUUUGCGACGUGUUGGAAUAAUGAGCAGCGGACCAACCAUCGUCUACGAGUGGCUGAAACGGCUUCAGCUUUGCCAGUAUGUUGAGGCGUUUGUUGAUAAUGGAUACGAUGAUCUGGAGGUUUGCAAACAGAUAGGUGACCCUGACCUAGAUGCCAUCGGCGUGUUCAGCCCGCGUCACAGGCAAAAGAUCCUUCGUGCAGUGGAGAGGCUGAGGGAGGAAGAUAGGAAAGUGGCUCCAGGACUUUAUUUCACAUUAGAACCCCUUCCAGGUGUUUCCAAUAUACACUCAUCUCAAGUGAGCGACAGUAAACACAAUGGCUCAAAGAAGCUGGUUGGUACUGCUUGGAAUAUUUCAGGUUUAUCCCCAGGAUUUGGACUGUCAAAUAAUUCAUUUUUAGAUUGCCCUACGGAUCCAGUGACUUACCCUAAACUUAAACUAAAGAUUCUGAUACGGGAUAAACUGGUUAAGGAUGGAGUCGACCUGAGUAAACCCCCCUAUUCAUUUAAGGAUGGCUCUCUGGGCAACCUCGAGGAUCUGGCCAAGGAGUACUCUGAGUAUUACAGCACCUCUUUCAGCAACGUGUGUGACAGGAUGGAAGAACUUCGUAAACGCAAAGUGGCUCAGGAGGCCGAGACUGAAAAGGCAGAGGCAACAACCACAUCACUUCAGCUCCGCUCUGAGAUACAGGAGUCACUGGGUCUAUGCAGUGCUGUGUCCACUCCUGAGGUGGAGAGAAGGCUAUCGAUACACAAGUCAAGCUCCGAAGAUGGAUCUGGAGGGAGAUGGGACACUAGAAAGAAAAAUAAAUCCUUCUGGCAAAAUUUCCGCAAGACACAGAAAGGCAGUAUACGUCAGAUAUCAAAAGGUGAAGAUGUGGGCUUUGUGGCCAGUGAGAUCACAAUGAGCGAUGAAGAACGCAUCCAGCUGAUGAUGAUGGUGAAAGAGAAGAUGAUCACUGUGGAGGAAGCCCUGGCUCGGCUGAAAGAGUACGAGACCCAAAGCAAACAGUCCUGCGUUGUGGACACGACAGAGUGGCUCGAGUCCUCUGGCUCUGCUGUGGACGAGUUGUCCAACUGUAACGAGCAGACGGAUGACGAAAUGGAGGAAUCUGUGGCCUAUCGUAGGCUUCAUAAGCUGGUCAGUUCCACCCGCAGAGUCAGGAAAAAGCUCAUCAGAAUAGAUGAGGCCAAAAAACCCACAUCUAAAGACCUGGUAAGCUCCGAUGUCUCUCCUACGUGUGAGGAGAAUAUGUGUCUCUAUUCGGGCAUGCAGAAACAAGUGGCCAUCUCCCAGGGCAACGGGCUGGCCUCGGUGCCACAGGCGCCGCUGUCUACAGAUGGAGACAUGGAUGUGCUGAUCACGUCUCCCUCCUCCAGUGGCCUGGACACGUACAGCAACCACAAGCUCUUCAAGGGCUUCAGCAAGCCCAGCGGCAGCAGCCAGGGUUCAGGUCAGAUGCUCUCGGGACCCAGUGGGGCCACCUUGGGGUCUGCCAGUGGCUUCUCCACUGCCGAGGUGGAGGGCUGCGGUAAAGACCACCCCAGGAUGGCCCGCUCAGUGACAGACGGGGAGAUGAGACGAACCCUGAGUUCCUCCAACUACCACGGGAGGGCCUGUAGCUUUGGAGGAUUUGACCUGAUGAACCGAGCCAUAUACAUGGGAAACAAGAACUGUGAACCCAGUGGUGAAGGCGGGGCUGGCAGAGUGAGAGGAGCAGACCAGUCCCCUGCCCUCUCCCGCAUAUCUCUGGGGAAGAAGGUCAAGUCUGUGAAGGAGACCAUGAGGAAGCGCAUAUCCAAGAAAACCACUGCGGCUCUUCCUGAGCAGUCAAGCCCCAGCAGAAUGCCUGGCUCACCCCAGUCCCCCUGCAUGGACCCAGACUCCCUGGAGAAGCCCAAACUCAAAGCUGGAGGCUCUGUUGAGAGUCUAAGGAGCUCACUGAGUGGACAGAGCUCAAUGAGUGGUCAAACAGUGAGCACUACAGACUCCUCGGCCAGUAACAGAGAAAGUGUGAAAUCGGAGGAGGGUGAAGAUGACGAGCUGCCCUACAAAGGGCCUUUCUGUGGCCGGGCCCUAGUACACACUGACUUCAUCCCCAGCCCCUACGACACAGACUCCCUCAAACUCAAGAGAGGAGAUGUAAUUGACAUCAUCAGUAAACCACCCAUGGGCACCUGGAUGGGCCUGCUGAAUAACAAGGUGGGCACCUUCAAAUUCAUCUACGUGGACGUGCUGAGUGAGGAGGAGAAGCCCAAACGCAGCAUCCGGAAGAGGAGGAAGGGUCGGCCACCCAAGCCCACCUCCGUGGAAGAGCUUCUGGAACGCAUCAACCUCAAGGAGCACAUGCCCACGUUCCUGUUCAAUGGUUAUGAGGAUCUGGACACGUUCAAACUGCUGGAGGAGGAGGACCUGGACGAACUGAACAUCACAGACCCACAGCACCGGGCCGUGCUGCUCACCGCUGUGGAGCUGCUGCAGGAAUAUGACAGCAACAGUGACCCUGAGCGUGGAGGGUAUUCAGGAGACCUUGAGGAGAAGGUUCUGUCAGAAAGCCAGGUUCUCCCAGGCGAUUCACCGCGUGACUCGGGCUGCUUUGAGAGUAAUGAGAACCUGGAGAACGGGAGGUGCAAAAAGACGUCUCAUUUAAGCAGGUCAUCGUCAGGCUUUGAGUCCAGUCACCUCCCGUCUCCUGAGUACCCCACCCCUCCCCUGAGCCAACCCAGCCGGACCAGCAUACAGAGCAGAUCCCAUCCACAGGACCUCCUGCACCCUUUCAAAAUGACCACCAUCAAAGGCCUUUGCUUUGGGGCGAGCCACUGCCUGACCAGAGCGAAGCCCCUGAGCCAGAGCUUCGACAGGCUUGUUUGCCUCCCUGCUCCCCGGGGCCUGUGGAAGCGUUGCCUGUCAUUGGAUGACCUCCUUCCAUACCAGGUCCGCCAUAGGAAGGAGACCUACAGACCAGAGGACCCAAGGUGUAGCCCUGUUGAGACGCAAGGUCUGGCUAAAACUGAAGCUUCAUUUCUGGAGAAGGCUCGGACAUGUGGCAACCUAAAGGAUGACUCCAAAGAGCCAUUCACUGGAGACCAGCUGCCUGUAACCUAUCUCAUAGCAGGAGUGGAGGGUGAGGAGGUGCUGGAGGGGGAGGAUGUUGCUGAAGCAUAUCCAGAAGACCCUCCUCAGUGCACACAGCGCAUAAAACCACCAGUUCCACCUAAACCUCUACCACUGCCAUUUGUAAAGGACAAAGAGGUGGGCCCUGACAACAGAGACGUUUCCCCAGGCACUUCUCUUCCACAGCUGUCAGAUGCUACACCUAAUAUUCCUCGCUUCAGCAAACCUUUCAUCCACAGGCUGGGAAAGAAAGUUCCAUAUGGCAAAACAGUCAGUCUGGAAUCAGUGGUUGAAGAGAAGCUGAGCUCAGAUGGUAUUGACCUCACAGAGGAGCCAUACUCUGAUAAGCUUGGCCGCUAUGGGGUCCCUUUCUCUCUCAUCCAGAGAUACUCUGAAGACCUGGACAAGCCUUUGGGUGAUAUUGCCACAGUCAUGGACCACACCAGAAUCCAGCAGCUUCGCAAACAGCAUCGCAUGGCAAUCCCACUGAGAGGUUUAUCAGAGAUUUGUGUGAAACUAUAACCCCUGUGUUGAACAUGGUAUUGAUAGUGGAUGCCCAAGUCUUCUGGAUUACACCCAUCAGUCUCUAGCAAGGAUUGCCUGGUCCAGUUGCUCCCCUUCUCUGCCUCUGGGUGGAUCAUACAGAGAACAACCAUACAUUAAUCACUGCCGGUAGGCCACAGUAGCAUUCUGUGAAGGAUAUGAAUACAGAAUAACUGACACCAGAAUGUUUUAAUGGGAGUUUGAAUGUCAGUCUUUUGUGAAGGAAAUAUUUCCAAAUGCUAAUAAAGCUAACCAUUGGUAAUGCCAGUUUGUCAGUGGUAGAAAUAUUCUCUUGGAGAUUCUCAAUGUGUCUUUUUGAAAGGUAAUUUAAAGGAUAUGUAGUUUUUAUUGCUUUAGUAUUAGGUUGUCAAAACACAUAUGCGAAAUUCUUAACUGAGGUUACAUCUGUGCCAGCACUGCUGCAUCAUUUUGGAAACUUCAAUUUUAAACAUGGUGUACAAUUCAUUCAGACAAAGAAACAAGGUUGUGCUAAACCAUUUAUUUUAGGCAGAGAUCUGUAUUUUCAAAGCUGUUUCCUUCAAACUAAUGCUAACUGUGUAGUAGAAUGUUAAAAAUUGUGAACUCUCACUGUUAGCGUUUGUAAAUACAAAGUAGGAGCUCACAAUACAGUGAAUGGUGAAUUUGCAUUUGUUUUAAAAUGUUUUUUUCUCUCUCUGAUCUGGUUUAAUGAAUAGUAGAACAGUGAUUAUAAUAUGGUGAUUACUGACAUUUUGGAUAUAUAAUUAGAAUUCUUAUUCCCAGUGAGACACUGCACAAAUGUACAUGUUGUUUUUUUUUUGCUGUUGUUUGGGGGGGGGUUGGGGGGUUCUUUGAUUGUGUGGGUUUUUGUUUGUUUGUGUUCUUAUAUCAUUUUAGGAUUUUUCUGAUAAAAUAACUCACCUGGCUCUGCUUGAUGGCUAAAAAAUUAACCCCUUAGUCAGUCAAUCAGUCAUGUUAGAACAUAGAAAAGACAAGACAAUAAUGUGCACGUCUCUUCAGGACUGGGAUUGAGGAUCAUUGCUUAUCUUUCUUCUUAAACUAAUCAGAUAUCUUAUAGUAAAACAAUUCGGUGUAGAUUUUUGCAGGUUUUUUUUUUGAUAAGCAUGUUUGCUAAGUUUUGAAAAGUGCUAUAUUUUUGUUCUCAGAAAUUUUCAUUGUGAAACUGCAUAUUUAUUUUGUGUUGUAAUAAAGGGUGUAUGAUGCUGUAAUGUAUCACAAACUUUAAUCCACUGAAAUGCCUUUAAUAUCGAGGGAAAUGAUGCCCUUUUGUGUGGAUUAUAUAAAUGGAUUAAAUUGCUUGUCGGCAACAAUGUAAUUAAAAUGAUAAACUGAAGUAAAAGUCA